Molecule: messenger RNA, 201 nt
Organism: Monoraphidium neglectum
Lineage: Eukaryota; Viridiplantae; Chlorophyta; Chlorophyceae; Sphaeropleales; Selenastraceae
Exons: 3
Coding region: 1-201 (66 amino acids)
Biological process (GO): endoplasmic reticulum unfolded protein response
Cellular component (GO): endoplasmic reticulum
Source: RefSeq, a predicted model, not a curated record
AUGGCUGCCAGCAAGCGCGUGACCAACGCUAAGAGCGGCAAGUUCCACCAGCUUGUGCACAAGCGUGGCCAGGUCGAGGUCGAGAAGAAGGAGAAGAGCUCCGUCAACUCGAUCAUGCUGGGCUUCUUCCUGUUCGUGGUGGUUGGCUCUGCCCUCCUCCAGAUCAUCCGGACCGCCACCACCGGCCCCGGUCUCUUCUAG